AUGACACCAGAAUCCCCCCAAUGGUUGUUAACGAAGGGUCAAGAUGAGCGUGCCAAGAACAUAUUAAUCUGUUAUCAUGCCAAUGGUGUUUAUGACGACGAGAUGGUAAAUCUUGAAUUUCGCGAGGUCAAGGCAUCAGUGGAAGCCGAGGAACGCGGAGCGUCAUACAGCUGGUUGGCACUCUUCUCUACAAAAGGCAACAUCAAGCGCACAGUUCUCACACUUUUUCUGGGACUGGGCUCACAGUGGGUUGGCAAUGGUAUUAUAAGCUACUAUCUUUCCCCUAUACUCGAAAGCAUCGGCAUUGGAAGUUCUCGUCAGCAGAUAGCUAUCAACGGCGGUCUCCAGAUUUUCAAUUGGACCGUAUCUGCUGUUGCUGCUUUCCUAGCAGAGCGCCUUGGAAGAAGGACUCUACUCUUAAGCUCUGCGAUUGGUAUGGUACUUUCCAUGUCUGUGGUGACAGCAUGUUCUGCGACUUAUGCCAACACUGGUGAUAAACAAUCCGGCACAGCGGUCAUUGUUUUCUUAUUUUUGUUCUUUGGUGCAUAUGACGUUGGAUUCACGCCAAUUCCGCCUCUCUAUGUCAACGAAAUUGCGUCCACACAUCUUAGCGCUAAAUACGGCAGCCUAUACUGGUUCAGUAACGCGGUGGCGCUAUGCUUCAACCAAUAUGUGAAUCCAAUCGCCUUCGACGCAAUUACGUGGAAGUACUAUCUUGUUUAUAUUUCUGUAUUAUGUCCAGUGAUCGCAGUGCUUUGCUUCUAUGCUCCAGAGACCAAGGGCUGGGCUCUUGAACAAGUGGUUGCUAUCUUCGAUGGUGAUAUAGCGGACGGUCUUGCUCAAGCUGAUAAUGAAACCAAGACGGAGGAAGUCUCAGAGCAUAGAGAGUUUGCCUAA
Messenger RNA from Penicillium longicatenatum, 897 nucleotides. Its product is annotated as hexose transporter. The record is from RefSeq and is a predicted model, not a curated record. Gene Ontology annotation, biological process: carbohydrate transport; transmembrane transport. Lineage: Eukaryota; Fungi; Ascomycota; Eurotiomycetes; Eurotiales; Aspergillaceae. The transcript has a single exon. Gene Ontology annotation, cellular component: membrane. Gene Ontology annotation, molecular function: carbohydrate:proton symporter activity. The coding region runs from base 1 to 897 and encodes 298 amino acids.